AAGAGCCUUGAGUCAUAUCUUCACACCCAGUGAGUGUUGCAUUACAGAGCACAGCAGAGUGUCUCAGGGGACAGUCACACACAGAGAGAGAGACAGCAAGACUGCAGGGAGAAAAAAAACAGAGGUCUGCAUCCGUAAGGUGAGCUGGUUAAUAUCUCUUUAAAACAAUGUUUACUAACCCCUUGGCUCUUUGGUUACCUCAGUAGAAGUGCUGUAACCUGUGGCCUCUUUUCUAGCAUAUCCUGCAGGUCUGAACCUGCUGUGGGCUCAUGCCUCAUUCCACACUACUACUUUUCUUGAGUCUUAAUCCAUGUACAUACUUUUACUCUGUCUCUAUCUUACACUGUUUACAUAUCUCCCUUUGUAAAAUGGAUUAACCUUUACAACUGAUGGAUUAAAGAUGGUACAGUUUUAUCAGGGGUGGUGGCAUGUUUUGAAUGUUCAGGCAUGUCCUUAUUCAGAACUGCAGAACUGUGUUCUUAUAGAUAAGGUAAGAUGACAACUAACAACAUACUAGCAUUUAAUCGGAGCUGUUUUACACCAGUAAAAUGCUGUAAAAGAAGUGCUCAGGAUAUUCAGUAAACACACUAGGAAAUAGCAAUUUCCUUAUGUGUUUUGCUUUUGUAUCUGACGUUAUAGUAAUAGUGUCUGCCAGAUUGUUAGUACUUACAAAUUUCCUUUUCCUGUUUUUGAAUACCACAAGAUUGGCAGUUAGCUGUCAUCAACUGACUGAGAGGUGGAAGUUUCAUAGAUCGUGUUGCAUCUACUACACUGUGCAAAAUGAGCAGAAAAGGAACUCCUCUAUCCAAGCAACAAUCAACACCCAUCUUAGGGACGGAAAUGCCGCGUCAGUUCACGAAGAUCUCUCUCCACGAGGUGGAUGAGAGAGUGCGACUCUUGGCUGAGAAGGUGUACGCUUCGGCUCUAAAGGAAGAAGACACUAAAAACACCUUGUCAAUGUUCACCGUCCCUGAGGACUGUCCCAUUGGCUUGCAUCAGGCCAAGGAAUGGGAGCUACGCAAAGAGAUAGAGGAGCAGAAGUCAGAGGAAUCAGUCAAGAGGAAACAGAGUUUCAAGCUAAUGCGAUCCCAGUCAAUUUCCUUGCAAAUCCCAGUUGCUCCAGAAUGGGCAAUGUCUGUGAUUUCACCCCUGCUGACCCCGUCCUCACCUACAGGCCCCCUGUCAAUCAAUAUCCCAGAAUUCCAGAGGGUCACCAUCAGUGGAGACUACUGUGCGGGGAUAACAGUCGAGGACUAUGAGCAAGCAGCAAAAACCCUGCUGACAGCACUCUUCAUCAGAGAAAAAUAUUCUCGGCUGGCAUAUCACCGCUUUCCCAGGACAACAGCCAAGUUUCUAAGGAGUGCCAAUAAUGAGAAAUGGAGUGAGGAGGAAGAAGUGCUGCCAGAAACCUGCCCUGUUCCAAGUGAGGGUGAGGAUCCCUACAGUAUGGAAGACCUUCCACAGAAUCUGAACUACUCCCUGAGGAUGAAAGACGGAAUCAUAUACGUCUAUGAUAAUGAAGAUGCCUUAAAACAGGAUCAGCCAAGGAGCUUGCCAUAUCCUGACUUGGAAACCUUUGCUAUUGACAUGAGCCACGUCCUUGCCAUGAUUGCAGAUGGGCCAACGAAGACCUAUUGUCACAGAAGGCUUAACUUCCUGAUGUCCAAGUUCCAUCUACAUGAAAUGCUGAAUGAGAUGGCCGAGUUAAAGGAACUGAAAAGCGUUCCUCACAGAGACUUCUACAAUGUCAGAAAGGUUGAUACGCACAUUCACGCAGCUGCCUGCAUGAACCAGAAGCAUCUACUGAAGUUUAUCAAGGACACAUAUAAGACCGAAGCAGACCGGGUGGUGCUGGAGAAAGGCGGAAAGAAGUUCACCCUCAAACAGGUGUUUGACAAUCUGAAAAUGGACCCAUAUGAUCUCACAGUAGACUCAUUGGAUGUACACGCGGGCAGACAAACGUUUCAUCGUUUUGAUAAAUUCAAUUCCAAAUACAACCCAGUAGGUGCUAGUGAGCUCAGAGAGAUCUACAUCAAAAGCGAUAACUACAUCAAUGGAGAAUAUUUUGCACGUCUCAUCAAGGAGGUUGCGCAUGACCUUGAAGAGAGUAAAUAUCAGCAUGCAGAACCCCGUCUCUCAAUUUACGGCCGAGCCACUGAAGAGUGGGACAACCUGUCUAAAUGGUUUAUCAAGCAAAAGUUGCACUCCCCUAACAUGAGAUGGAUCAUACAGGUGCCCAGGAUCUAUGACAUUUUCAGAUCAAAGAAGAUUGUUCCCAACUUCGCCAAGAUGCUAGAGAACAUCUUCCUCCCACUGUUUCAGGCCACCAUUAAUCCUCAGAAACACAAAGAAAUGUAUGUCUUCCUGAAACAUGUGACAGGGUUUGACAGUGUGGAUGAUGAGUCCAAACACAGCGAUCACAUUUUCACCUAUAAGAGUCCAAAACCUGAGGAGUGGACAAUGGAGGAAAACCCACCGUACACUUACUACCUCUUCCACAUGUAUGCCAACAUCAUGGUCCUCAACAACCUUCGAAAGGAACGUGGUCUUAAUACCUUCCAGUUCCGUCCUCACUGUGGCGAGGCAGGAUCCAUCACUCAUCUGGUGUCAGCCUUCCUCACAGCUGACAACAUCUCUCACGGACUCAACCUGAAGAAGAGUCCUGUCCUGCAGUACCUGUAUUAUUUGGCCCAGGUGCCCAUUGCCAUGUCUCCGCUCAGCAAUAACAGCCUGUUCCUUGAGUAUUCCAAGAAUCCCCUCAGGGAGUUCCUGCAAAAGGGCCUGUGUGUGUCUCUCUCCACAGAUGACCCGUUACAGUUCCACUACACAAAGGAGGCCUUGAUGGAGGAGUAUGCCAUUGCAGCACAGCUGUGGAAACUGAGCACGUGCGACGUGUGUGAGAUCGCCAGAAAUAGUGUGCUUCAGAGCGGUUUAUCUCAUCAGGAGAAGAAACACUUCCUGGGUGAGAAUUAUCUACAGGAUGGACCAGAGGGAAAUGACAUCCGUAGGACAAAUGUGGCGCAGAUCCGUAUGGCAUAUCGACACGAGACCUUGUGCAAUGAGCUCAGCUUCCUAGUGGAUGCUGUCAAGUCAGAAGCAGUGGCUGAAAAAGCCUCGUAGACAUGGCAGGGUGACAGAUAGGCUAGAACAUGGGUCCAUAUGAGUUGACCAGACAUCAAUAUAAAACCUAAUCUUGCUACAGGUGAUGCACUAAACAGCCAUGGAAAUGCAUCAUUCUGGUAGAAAGUCAUGAAGCCAUGUGUCUUGGUGCCUUAUGAUGGACAUAACCUUUCCCAUAGUGCCUUACAGGAUGGAUAUAUCCAUUAUAUUUCUCAAAUCUGUUUCUUUAAAAAUGGGACGUUUUGAUCAAAUGUUCCUGUGUUUUGCAUGGUUUCUGAAAAUGAUGUUUUGAGGGAGCAUACAUUUGUUACCUUUUCUAAUGAGGAAGUCUUCGGGUUUGUGACUUGAACAAUGUGUUCUUUUGUUCAGAUAAAUGUUUUACGC
Molecule: messenger RNA, 3504 nt
Organism: Sinocyclocheilus anshuiensis
Lineage: Eukaryota; Metazoa; Chordata; Actinopteri; Cypriniformes; Cyprinidae
Gene: ampd3b
Product: adenosine monophosphate deaminase 3b
Exons: 16
Coding region: 781-3120 (779 amino acids)
Biological process (GO): IMP salvage; AMP metabolic process
Cellular component (GO): cytosol
Molecular function (GO): AMP deaminase activity
Source: RefSeq, a predicted model, not a curated record